UUGAAUAAUUAACUAUUAGGUAGCCGAAUUAUCCAAACUAGAUUGACAAACAAAGUUUAAAGUAAUAUCAUCUCGUAAAUUCGUUGCAGGGAAUAAACACAUCCAACCCAAAAGCUUAUAAGUUUGACAAAAUUUCCAAAUCAUUCUCUUAGAUAUGAUAAUACUUUCCUCCAGUACCUAUAAAUUUUCAGAAACUGCCAUCUGUAAUCAAACUCAGCCAAGUGUCAAGCAAUGGGAACUCCAUUCUCCUCAGUGGAUUUCUCAAGCUUUCCCCACUAACCAUCUGUACAUUAAAUCGUCAAAUCACCCUCCUUCUUCUCUACAUUCAACACUUGUCCCAACACAACUAAAUCCUACACCCACCUCUUCCACUCACCAAUCUCUUCAAAUAACGAAUAGCAAAAUUUUGCCCCAUCGCAGAAAGAAACCUCAUUUGGUUUUUGAUCUUGUGUUAAAUCAUGAGUCAAGAACAACCACGCAGGGACGAACAACUGCAGCAGUCUCGCCGGAACGACGAUGAGCAGCUUGAAACCAUCAAAUACGGUGACAUUUUCAACGUCUCGGGCGACCUAGCCGCGAACCCCAUCGCACCUGAGGAUGCUCGAAUGAUGGCCAGUGCUGAAACGAGGGUGUUGGGGCAAAUGCAUGAAACUGGUCCGGCCGAUGUCAUGCGAGCCGCCGCCGCUCGCAAUGUUCGAGUUGGACUUCUUAGUAGCCGUGAUAUUAGCGAUGUUGCUAAAAGUCAAGGCAUUAACAUCAGCGAGACCGAUGUUCCGGGAGCCCGCGUCGUCACUGAAUGCGUUGCCGGGCAGGUUGUUGGACAGUAUUUGGACACGACAAUGACGAGUGGGGUAGAGAUGCCGGAGCAGGAUGUAAUCACGAUCGGACAAGCCUUGGAAGCGGCAUGUCAAAUGAUAGGAAACAAGCCGGUGGAGCAGAGUGAUGCUGCAGCAAUUCAAGCCGCAGAGGUCUGUGCAACCGGCAACAACGCCAUAAACCCAGGUGGGCUUGGCGCCACUGCCCAAGCGGCAGCAAUUUUCAAUGCUAGAAUGGAUCGAGAUGAGGACAAGAUCAAGCUCAACUAUGUCCUUACGGAGGCAACUGAAAAACUGGCGACAGACAAGGCAGUGAGCCGUCAGGAUGUGGAGGGGGUUGUGAGCGCAGAGCUGAGGAACAAUCCAAGCAUGACAACGCACCCAGGUGGGGUAGCAGCUUCGAUCACUGCCGCUGCACGACUGAACGAGGGCAAUGCAGAGGGGGUGGUGAGCGCAGAUCUGAGGAACAAUCCAAGCCUGACAACACACCCAGAUGGGUUGGCAGCCUCCAUCAUCGCCACCGCGGAUCUGAAUGAGGAUGGUUCAGGUAUAUGAAAAAGUAACAGCAGCUUUAACCGAGAGUUUUGGGUGAGUGUUUAGGUAUAUGAAAAAGUAAACAGCAACUUAAGUGAGAGUUGUGAGUAAGUGUUUUGGAAAUGAAGUGUGUUGGUGUGAUCAGGAUUUUAGUUUCUGAUGAAUACCGUUAUUUGUGCCUUUGAAAACAAAACUCUGCUCCAGAAGAAAGCGGUUAUUAUUUUUACUUUCUUUUUCUUUCGUUAGUUUUUUGAAAUUGAGAGGUAAAUAAGAAGAGGAGGGGGAAAACCAGCUGUUGAUUUCAGAAUGUGUUGACUGUUCACUGUGUAGUCAGGUUUUUUUGUUUUUAUUUCAAAAGGAUUGAGAAAGUGUUCAUGGAUAUGGAUUGGUCUCUCUCUGCAGGUUCUAUUUCAAA
Cucumis sativus (cucumber) is the source of this 1764-nucleotide messenger RNA. RefSeq names its product late embryogenesis abundant protein D-34. The coding region runs from base 459 to 1370 and encodes 303 amino acids. Lineage: Eukaryota; Viridiplantae; Streptophyta; Magnoliopsida; Cucurbitales; Cucurbitaceae. The transcript is spliced from 3 exons. The record is from RefSeq and is a predicted model, not a curated record.